CCACAUAUUAUCAUUGUUGCGAUGGGAUGCGAUGCACUCACAUCUGUAUCAACCGGACCGAACUUUCAAAUGAUGGAUUGUGAGGCAGAUCGGCAUUCUUCUUUUCACUUCCUCUUGCUCCGGAAAAAUAUUCCACGAAUGUUACUCAUCUACUGUAAAUGAAUUAACAACUAAUCCCGCUGUGACAUCAAUUUUUCUCUUAUUAAGGAGUCUGGUUGAGUUCUACUCCCAAUAUUUGCUCUUCCUUGUUCCUACUCAAAGAGAGCCGCUAAUGCCGUCUCUUCCAAGAAACCGAGCCACCGCGAAAUCCUCCAUGUUCCUCGUGUCUCUGUUUGAAAAAUGCUCCACCAUGAGAGACCUGAAACUGAUCCAUGCCCGCAUCAUCACAAAAGGUCUAGAGCAAAAACUGUUCCACGCUACGAAACUCAUCAGUUUCUGCGCCCUGUCCGAUGGCGGGGACAUGGACUACGCAGUCUCUAUCUUCCGCAGGAUCAGGAAACCAGACGGGUUCCUCUGGAACGCCAUGAUCAGAGGAUUUACCAAGUCGCGCGAACACUUGAGUGCCUUCGAGCACCACAAGGAAAUGCAGGACAGGGGAUUUUCGCCCGACAACUUCACGUUCUCUUUCUUGCUCAAGCUCUGCGGGCAGCUGGGGCUGAUUCUGCCCGGGAAGCAGCUGCAUUGCAAUGUCCUGAAAUGUGGGCUGGAAUCCCACGUUUUUGUCAGGAACACCCUCAUACAUAUGUACGGUAUGUUCCGAGACAUCGGAACCGCGCGGGCGCUGUUUGAUGAAAUGGCUGAGCCGAGUCUCGUGGCGUGGAACACGGUUCUUGAUUGCUACGUAUACUGCAGGAAGUUCCAGGAGGCACUGGACCUGUUCUCAGUCAUGUUGCGAGGCGGAAUGGAACCCGACGAGGCCACCCUUGUGGUGGUCCUAUCGGCAUGUUCUGAGCUGGGCACAUCGACUUUCGGGAGGUGGGUUCAUGAAUCCAUGAUCAGGCACACCGAUCUAUUCGGCACCAUUUCAGUGUCCAAUGCACUUAUCAACAUGUAUGCUACGUGCGGUGCCGUUAAAGAAGCUUUAGCGACGUUCAACGAGAUGGAGAGGCGAAACAUAAUUACAUGGAACACGAUGAUUGUUGGGCUCGCGAAGCAUGGGCAUGCAGAUGAGGUCCGGAGUCUGUUCUCGAGGAUGUUGGAAGACAGGGUCCAAAAACCGGACCAUGUAACGUUCUUGGGAGUUCUCUCUGCAUGCAGUUAUUGCGGUAGAGUACAAGACGGUAUAGAGUAUUUCCGGUUAAUGAGGGAAGAGUUCGGCAUCGAACCGACAAUGAAGCAUUACGGGUGUAUGGUGGAUAUGAUAGGAAGGGCAGGGAUGGUAGAGGAGGCCUAUAGGUUGAUCCAAAGUAUGCCGAUAAAGUGCAAUGCCGCCGGCUGGAGGGCACUUCUCGGUGCAUGCCGGCUCCAUGGUAAAGUUGAGCUGGGUGAGGUGGUGAGGAAGCACCUCGAAGCACUGGAACCUGAUCAUAGUGGUGACUACGCUCUACUUUCGAGCAUGUAUGCGAGCUCAGGCCAGUGGGACGAAGUAUUGGAAGUGAGAAGAUUGAUGCACGGUAGAGGAAUUGAAAAACCCGAGCCCGGUAAUAGCAUGAUCUGGCUUCAUCCAACAUAGGAGGCCGAUGGUGUCUUAAUUCCAAGUGGACCAUGACCUUUCAUUACCUCAGGCUGCUAUUGACUAUUGUCGACCGACAACACUUAAUGGUUGAAAUUGGGGGGUUGGUCUAUACGAGGUGUCCAUAAAAAUUUAAUUUAUUUGUAAUAAAGCACGGAGACAAAAACAAGCGAUUUGUUCUACCAUAGUUAACACAGAUCUACUGCACAGCAUGGAUUCAAUCUCAAACUAAGACAUUUUCUUCUGCUGCUUCUCCUGCCAUUCUUUGAUCUCAGCUUCGAUCUUCUGAUUGACGCUCACAUGGAAACCUGGGUAAGGUUCGUAUUUGAAAACUAUUUGUAGAACCU
Molecule: messenger RNA, 2019 nt
Organism: Punica granatum (pomegranate)
Lineage: Eukaryota; Viridiplantae; Streptophyta; Magnoliopsida; Myrtales; Lythraceae
Source: RefSeq, a predicted model, not a curated record